Messenger RNA from Drosophila willistoni, 4803 nucleotides. Its product is annotated as prolyl endopeptidase. Gene Ontology annotation, molecular function: serine-type endopeptidase activity; oligopeptidase activity. Gene Ontology annotation, cellular component: cytosol. Lineage: Eukaryota; Metazoa; Arthropoda; Insecta; Diptera; Drosophilidae. The transcript is spliced from 9 exons. Gene Ontology annotation, biological process: proteolysis. Bases 67 to 1857 code for a protein of 596 amino acids. The record is from RefSeq and is a predicted model, not a curated record.
UCCAGCUCUAGACAAUGAGAACAGUAAAAUUACAAGUUUGUAAAUGAAGAGAUUGUUUCUGAAUUUAUGUCAAAUAAAAUUGAGGCCAAACAAAGUCUAAAGCGAAUAUCAAUCAUGUCAAAUCCCGGGCUUACAUAUCCUUCUACUCGUAAAGACAUGACUAUUGAAGAUGAUUUUCAUGGUACUAAAGUUAAGGACAUGUAUCGUUGGCUUGAGAAUCCGGACUCGGUUGAAACUCAACAAUAUAUUAAUGCGCAAAAUAACAUAAGCAGACCAUUUAUCGAAAAUUGUGACGAAUGGAAGAAAGUAAAUAGGAAGCUGACAAAGUUGUGGAACUAUCCAAAGUAUGGAUGUCCUAUGAAAUACGGAAAUUAUUACUACUACUUUAUGAAUACUGGCCUACAAAACCAAAGCGUUAUGUAUCAGCAAAAAACUUUGCGUGGCGAAAGUAGAGUGUUUCUCGAUCCAAACGAACUGUCAAUUGAUGGCACAAUCGCAUUAUCCCAAAAAUCCUUUUCUGAUGACGGUGAAUACAUGGCAUAUGGACUUAGUGAAAACGGAUCUGAUUGGAUUAAAAUCCGGAUUAGAAAAACCAAAACCGGUGACGAUUUCGAAGAAGUGCUAGACAACGUCAAAUUUUCUGAAAUAUCUUGGACAAAGGACAACAAAGGAUUUUUUUAUGGGAGAUACCCCAGUCAAUGUGGAAAAACUGAUGGUUCUGAGACCAAGCAAAACGAGAAUCAAAAAUUGUAUUAUCACAAAGUAAACGAGUCACAAGAUAAAGAUACUCUGGUUAUAGAGUUUCCUGAAGAACCGUCGUGGCGAAUCCAGUCUGUAGUAUCUGAUUGUGGCAAUUAUUUAAUUAUGGCUAUUGUAAAGGACUGUCGAGAUAACAUUGUAUACUACGCUGAUUUAAAACCGGAAGUGGAGAUAACAUCAAAACUAACUGCCAAAACAAUUGUUGGGAAAUUUGAAUCCGAUUACAAUUAUAUUACAAAUGAAGGAACGACAAUUUAUUUUCGUACAAAUAAAAAUGCCCCAAACUAUCGCGUCAUAGCUAUCGACUUAAAAAACCCAGAUGAAACAAACUGGAAAACCGUAGUAAAGGAACAUGAAAAAGAUGUUUUGGAUUGGGCCAAGUGCGUUCAUAAAGACAAAUUGCUUUUGUGUUACAUAAGAGACGUAAAAAGCAUCUUGCAAGCUAACUUACUUCAAACGGGGGAGCUAUUUUGCUCAUUUGACUUGGAUAUUGGAACCAUCGUUGGAACUUCUGGAAAAAAAAAGCAUUCUGAAUUUUUUUACAAUUUUGCCUCAUUUUUGAGCCCGGGAACAAUUUACCAUUACGACUUUAAUAACCCUGAUCGUCAGCCAGAUGUAUUUCGAGAAAUAAAAAUAAACUUAAAUGGAUUUAAUCGAGAAGACUAUAAAGUUGAACAAAUAUUUUAUACCAGUAAGGAUGGUACUAAAAUUCCUAUGUUUAUAAUUCGUAAGAAGAGAGAUGUUACUCCACGACCCUGCUUGCUUUAUGGGUAUGGAGGCUUCAAUAUUAGUAUGCUACCCUCUUUUGGUAUCACAGGACUUAUGUUUGUCGACAUGUUUGAUGGAGUAUUGGCUUACCCGAACUUACGCGGAGGUGGCGAAUAUGGAGAAAAAUGGCAUAAUGCUGGACGAUUGUUGAACAAACAAAAUGUGUUUGAUGAUUUUCAGGCUGCUGCUGAAUAUUUAAUAGACAAUAAAUAUACCACUAAAGACCGACUGGCUAUACAAGGAGGCUCUAACGGUGGUCUUCUGGUUGGUUCUUGCAUUAAUCAGUGUCCGAAUUUGUUUGGAGCAGCUGUAGCGCAAGUUGGGGCCUAGCAUUCAACGCGAUCUCUCCGACAUAGUCAAGAUGUUUCGGCAGAUUUGGGUGAACAACAAACACCGCGACUUCCAGAGAAUUGUCUGGAGAGAAAGGCCAUCGGAUCCAAUCAAACACUAUCAACUAUGCACCGUCACUUAUGGCACCUCAUGUGCACCAUUCCUGGCUGUUAGGGUAUUAGAGCAACUGGCUACUGAUCAUCAACAGGAAUUCCCGAAUGCUGCAAAAAUCUUACAAGAGGAUUUUUAUGUCGACGAUGUGCUCACUGGGUCAAACAGUGAGGAGGAACUGAGACAAAAUCAAAAGGAACUUAUUCAACUUAUGUCCUGUGCUAGUUUGGAGCUUGAGAAAUGGGUAUCAAACACACCUCGCAUACCAACAGAAGGAACUGAUUCUACACAAUCAUCUCCAGUGAAGGUUCUUGGACUUUACUGGCAACCUGGUCUUGAUACAUUGUCUUAUAAUGUUGGUCUAAAAGGAAAUGUCGAUUGUACAAAACAACAAGUUUUAUCGGAUGUCUCACGGAUCUUUGAUCCACUUGGGCUUUUGGCACCAAUUGUGGUCCAAUUCAAAAUACUCUUUCAACAAUUAUGGCUUCUCGAUUUGGGAUGGGAUGACAAACUCCCUAAGCAACUAGCGGACAAUUGGCUCAAGUGGCAAGCAGAUUUGGAUAUGCUACAACACAUUCAAAUACCCCGGAUGGUUGUCAACGACACCGACAACAUUGAAUUGCAUGGAUUCUCCGAUGCAUCGACGAAGGCUGUAGUGUACAGCAGAGUAAUCAACAAGGAUGGCUCGAUUUCUGCAUCGAUUAUGGUUGCGAAGUCUAGGGUGGCUCCGCUAAAGCAGCAAUCUCUGCCUCGCCUAGAGCUUUGCGCGGCACUGCUCCUAAGUCAACUCAUACGUUCGAUAAAGGCGGCACUUCGACAUCAAAAGGUCACGGUUUUUGCAUGGUGCGAUUCCACAAUCGUACUAGAUUGGCUAUCAUACGCACCCUCUCGACUAAAGACAUUUGUUGGGAACAGAACUUCGGAAAUUCUGGACACCAUUCCAAAACAUAGUUGGCGUCAUGUGGACUCCAAAUCAAAUCCAGCUGAUUGCGCAUCCAGAGGUCUCAUGGCUGUAAACCUAAAGGACUUUCAGUUAUGGUGGAAUGGCCCGUCAUGGAUACGUGACGCGGAUCAGUUUAUGGUAAGGUUAAACAACUCACAAGUCUGUUUGAAUAUUUCAGAAAAGAAUAUAGAAAAGGAAGUCAAAUCCAAUUGUCAGACUGCAUUAGUAGAGGCAACUCCUGAUCAUCCACUUGAUCAUCCUGUUCAACGAGUAUCUUCAUGGUUGACGCUCGUUCACACGGUUGGCUAUAUCCUACGCUUUCUACGGCGCACUAAGGGUCCAGUUGGGGACAAGGGCUCAAACUGUCUUACGUUUGAGGAAAUCACCGCGGCACGCAUUGCUUGCGCCACGCGCAAACCUGCUUUCAGGAUGACUAUCAAUUGCUACUCGCAAAUAAACCAUUGCGAAGUCGAUCUCAGCUGGCUAAACUCUCGCCAAUGAUCGACAAGGACGGACUACGCAGGGUUGGAGGACGCUUGCACCACUCGCAAUUGUCCACAGAGGCGAAACAUCCAGUUUUGCUACCGAAAUCUCAUCGCAUCACCAAGCUGAUACUUGAAUACGAGCACAGGGUCAACCUGCACCCUGGUGUAUCAUCACCUUUUGUUAUGGUACGUCAAAGAUUCUGGAUAUUUGGCGCAAGGAACUUGAUAAGGAAAGUCACACACGACUGUUUGGCUUAAUUUCGACAACGGCAUAAUACAUCACAACAAAGGAUGGCUGAUUUACCCAGCAUUCGUGUCACUCAGGCACUUCCAUUUGUAAACACUGGAUGUGACUAUGCUGGUCGAAUCCUUCUUAAGGAUGGAAAGGGGCGCAAACCGCGCAUUGGUAAGGGCUACAUAUGCCUGUUUGUUUGUCUGGUCACAUCGGCAAUCCAUCUGGAACUUGUAAUGGACUUGAGUACCGACUCAUUCUUGGCCGCGCUAAGACGUUUCGUCUCUUUGCGUGGCAAGUGCAACAAAAUCUAUAGCGACAACGGAACGAAUUUCAUUGGAGCUAAACGCUCUCUUGAUGAAAUGCAGAAUCUGCUGGCAUCUCAACCACAUAUCGAAAAGGUUAGGAACACUCUGGCGAAUGAUGGCAUUCAAUGGGUAUUCAUUCCACUACAUGCUCCUCAUUGGGGAGGAAAAUGGGAAUCUGCAGUCAGAUGAGUAAAGCUGCAUAUUCGCCGAGUCAUUGGGAAAUCUACUCUCACCUACGAGCAGAUGCGAACUCUGCUUGCACAAGUCAGUGCAGUGGUCAACUCACGACCCUUGUGCUACAUCUCGGACACAGAUGUCAAUUAUUUGUCGCCAGCACAUUUCCUGAUCGGUAGGCCUCUCACAACCAUACCAGAGGCAGACUUAGGCCACAUCCUCUUGGGCCGACUUGGGUACUGGCAAAGUAUCCAAUCUAUGAUGCAAGGCUUCUGGAGGCAAUGGCACCAGGAGUAUCUUACCACAUUGCAACAGCGUCCAAAGUGGACCACUACAACACCAAAUAUAUCAGUCGGAGAUGUGGUGCUUGUAAAGGAAUCGAACACCCCACCAGCUCACUGGCAUCUGGCGCUGGUUCUCUACCAGGCAAGGAUCAAUUGGUUCGAGCGGUCAGACUCAAAACCUCUUCGGGAGAAUUAACUCGGCCAAUCACAAAGGUUGCGGUAUUGCCCCGUUCAGAAACUGUGUUUCAGGGCGGGCCGGGAUUUUCAUGAACGGAUUGCGUUUAUCGAUAAGUCAGAUGUAGCUAUAAGAAUCGACACAUACAUAAGCAUUGUACACACACAUAUUUGUGCGCUGCUGCGACAGCGCUUUUUCUCUCUUGGUUUUAGUAAUAAAUUGGCACUCAACUGA